AUGGUGAGGGUAUACAGCGCCUUUCAGGACUUCCUGAACGAAUUACUGCUCGUUGUAGAAGCGGUGUUCGUGAGAAAACUAAGCGGGACUGAGCUCAAUGGAGAGCAACUAUGUUCAAGGGCAAGAGAAUGCUCCCAAAAGUUGCAGAUAUUCCUUCAGGAACGCUUCAAACGUCUGACUUGUCUCAUGGAAACUGUUUUAGUCAACAAUGUCCUCUCAGUCCCGCCUAAUGUGUUGUUACCUGAUGACCAGCCACACAGAAAGUACAUUCAACGUUUAGAGGAGGUUCUUAAUCUGGAGUCUUCCCUGGCGGGGCUGCAACUGGUGUACCAGGCAGAGGUGUGUGGCAGGCAGGCCUUGCUGGCUGAGCUGGAGGAGCAAAGAGAGGUCCAAGAGCAGCUGGAUGGAAUCCUGAGGUGGAUUGUAGAACUACACGCAGCGUGGAUGCAGGAGGGAAUGGCCAGCUUUCACGACAGCUUCCAUGUGAUGAUGUAA
Oncorhynchus masou masou (cherry salmon) is the source of this 495-nucleotide messenger RNA. RefSeq names its product protein MIS12 homolog. Gene Ontology annotation, biological process: mitotic cell cycle; mitotic sister chromatid segregation; kinetochore assembly. Bases 1 to 495 code for a protein of 164 amino acids. The record is from RefSeq and is a predicted model, not a curated record. NCBI's taxonomy places the organism in Eukaryota, Metazoa, Chordata, Actinopteri, Salmoniformes, Salmonidae. Gene Ontology annotation, cellular component: MIS12/MIND type complex; chromosome, centromeric region; nucleus. The transcript has a single exon.